This is a messenger RNA of Owenia fusiformis, 2076 nucleotides long. The record is from the annotation of a GenBank genome assembly. Lineage: Eukaryota; Metazoa; Annelida; Polychaeta; Sabellida; Oweniidae.
AAUUAAUAUAACUCUUAUUGUUCAAUUAGCAAGUAUUGUAGAUACAAUUUAGAAACAUGUAAAUCUUAAACUUGUAUAAGGGCCCAUUCGUCUCAUAUUCACAUAUUCAGCCAAGCCAUUACUGUUUGGAUGGUAUACAAAAGGUGAACUUAAGAAUGCAUUGUGACGUUAGGAACCAUUUGGAUUAAAACACAAUUUAGCAAGAAACCAGACAUGUAAAGCCAGUUGAAAUAAUUACAACAUAACUGCACAGACUCAAACAUGGCUGACAUCAGCUAUGCCCUGAUAUGGUUAUUGGCGGUCAUCAAUUUAAAGCUGACAUUUGGCCAACAAGAGGUAAACAAAAACGAUACUGCAGAUAUUUGUAUUGGACCAAAGGGAAAUGGCGUAUGCUACCAUUCGAACGACCAUCCAUUUGAGUAUAGUUGUACUGGAGUAGGGCAGUUUCCAGACCCUUAUCUAUGUCAGGUGUUCUAUAGCUGCCCACCACAUGCUACACCGUGUCUCUGCCUCUGUCAGAAUGGUUUAAUGUUUGCAAAUGGCGAAGGCUUUCAAGGGUGCAUAGAUCCAUACCUUGCGACAAUAUAUCAUGCCACUUGUGAUGCCUUCGAUAACACGGAUUACCUUGAGAAAGCUACAGCGCCCCUUCCCAUUCCCCCUCCUAUCACAGAUGAGGCUGGGUUUGAACCAGGUGGUAGAGGAGCCAAUAGGCCAACAGAAAGACAAGGAGGUCAAAUUGUUCCGACAGAUAUAUGGGACUUCACAGAUCCCCCUGAAUGGGAAUGGUACCCACCAACAGAGGACCCUGAUCAUAUUGAAGGGACCUACCCAACAUACCCUAAAUUACCGUUCUACCCAGAAUCCAGAACUAAGCCAACCGAAGCAUUGCCCACUGUGCAAACAUCAAGUAGUAUACCAACUACAAAACAACCCAAACCCGAAUCAACAAGAGAUGAUAAACUCGAUGAAAGCUUCUCAAAACCAAAACUAAAUGUAACAGAUAGUACAGAUACAGACACGGCGACACUUCCUAUACCAAUGGAGAUUUGGACCUGGACGGGGAUAAUGUUUGCCAUUACACUUGCAGUGAUAGUUAUGGUCAUUGCCAUUGUGACUUACAGGAAGUACAGGAAUCUGAAAAAAGCUGGUAUAGAGCCCAACAUUCCGAUGCUCUUGUACAGGCGCCAGGAAACUGUUCGACGUGCAAAGUCCAAGAAACAGCGAAACGACAAACUAGCGGGUGCAGCACCUCAUCAACACAUGGCACCAACUGUGUCUCAAUUGUACAACUCACAAUACGCCAAGCCACUCGAAGAUGGCCACAUUGACAGAGUGUUUGCCCCAGAUAAAGACAAAAGACACAAUCAAAGAGUAACGGAGUCUAGAAGUAUGCCAGUCUUACAGAGACAGCCUUCUGAACAUGAUGAGGAGAGUAGUGGAAUAAGCCAUAUAAGUCACGCCAGUAGAACCAGUAGAAACGUCAACGAUGAAGACGAAAGAGCCUCAAGAAGUAGCCAAAAAUCUAGAGAUUCAGCUAAUAUUAACAAUACAAAGUCUAGGGGACUUUUACCUCGUACCCAGAUGUACGACGAAGAUAUAGAGGAUACAGGUCAUCACUACGCUAAAGUACACCAUGAUACACACCAUGGACAUCACAGUGAAAAUGGAAGUCAUGAACAUCGACAACAACCAGGUCACAUGCACCUUGAUCACGUGCAUAUGCCUCAUUUAACACCAGAACAUGGUUUAUACAGGAUAGACCAUCAUCACGACUAUAGUUGGAAACUAUGAAAUAAACAUUUUAUAUCUUAAUGUUUUGUAGUAUAUUAAUGAUACGUUUGUUGUUCUUUAGGAUAAACAAAUAAAGAUGAAUGAUUCAUACAUACACUUGGAAAACUACAUGGUGUCGAUAGAAUGAGACAAUAUUUUGUGGUUGACAGGACACAUCUUAACCACAUACCUUGCUGUAUAUAUACAAUUUUCUACUAUUAUUCAUUUCAAAUGUUUGUACAUAACUACGUAAUGAAUAGUUUAUUUAAACAAGAUAUGUUCUAAUAAAAUGCUUGUAGUAUAAAA